Molecule: messenger RNA, 2324 nt
Organism: Symsagittifera roscoffensis
Lineage: Eukaryota; Metazoa; Xenacoelomorpha; Acoela; Convolutidae
Exons: 3
Coding region: 145-2181 (678 amino acids)
Cellular component (GO): nucleus
Molecular function (GO): nucleic acid binding
Source: RefSeq, a predicted model, not a curated record
GACAAUUUUCAACAGUUCAGUGUUGUUAAUGAGCGACUCUUUUCAUUCUCUUAUUGAUGCCUAAGUAGUGCUUUCAAGAUAUUUUGAUGUAAAGAUUUCAAUACAGAUGUGCGAGUCCCGAUUUGACUUACUGAAACGUCGUCAAUGGACGAAGUCGAUGCUGUAAAUUCUGCAACGGCGACACACAAUGCGGCAACAAGUGGAAGUGAGUUCAUAGCUAUUGGGAUGUCAGUUCGAAGGCGGCGUCGGAAGAAACGCGAUGUCGCUGAUGAACUUCAAGAUGCCAUGGGAAGCACAGUUAACGGGUCUCCGCCAAUACCAUUCUCUCCCCCUUAUGAUGAAAGUUUUCGCAAUAAAGUCCCCGCUAGCAGUACCAGUAUUUUAAAACGGCAAGAUAGUGCCUGUGGUUCCGAAUAUGAACCUACUUCUAGUUGGGAUACAACUAGUGGCAAUUCGAACACUCUCUCGGUUAUGGGAAACUCUGGGAACAGCGAAGCGUCGCAAAGUGCUUCGCGUAAUACCAACAACAGUGCCGCGGGGAAACAUGCGAGCAAACCAGAUACAAGUGAAGCACAGAUUACCAACCAAAGUAGUUUGCAAAGCAAACAGAAUUCAAGCAGCACUACUCAGAGAUCAAUGAUUGACUGUCAGAAAAUGCGCUUCGCGAGGAACUUGGCCGAGUUUCAGGGUGGUUUGCACAAAUGUGGAAUUUCAGUCAAGGACCAUAUUGAUAUAUAUAGGCGUUUUAAACAGCUUGCGGUGACAGUGCCAAUAGAAAGCGAUUCAUUCACUGACAAUCCCGCGGCUAGUAAAUCUCAGAAACCACAGCGUAGACACAAACGUAGAAUGAAAAAGAUGGCUAUCGAUAUUUCACCGAUAGAUGCCGCUGAGCUGGAAGUUGCUACAGUUGCGCAUGAAGUUGGGCGACGGAAAAACUCAACGAGUAAAGGAAGCUUGGAAGCCUUUAUUGAUCCCGAACUUGAAACUGAUCGUCUAAAUGGGACGCUAACCAGAAGCAAAACAGCAUCGGACUCAAUCCGAAAAAGCGACCUUGAGUUAAAUCUACCGGUUGCCGGAACUAGAAAAAGCCCAUGGAAGAAUAUUCCUUUUAAAUUUUCUUCGUCAGAUUACAACUUCAGUACCUCUGCCUUGACGAAUCAUGACGACUCAAGUAACCAGACGAUGGAGUUCGAUGGCCAAAGUUCAAAUACUCUGGAGGGUCCGCAAUCUGGAACCCUGAAUAACAGUUGUAUAAGCAACCCACUGAUUAUGUCUGAUAUUGAUGCGCAUAAUUUGAGCGAGACGAAGUUUUUGGAGUCCCCGCCAUCACCAAUAAAAGCUCUAUCGGAGGGCGAACGAGAUACUUCGUCUCAUACUGUGUACGUGACAUCAAAGGCGACUGAAACUGAUCUAAUCGAGGGAAAGGACGAGGUGUUUGGAACAAGCGACAGUAAUGAGGGUUCGCUUGAUACUUCUUCACCAAGUCAAGAUGAAGGUGUGGCUGGAAUCCUCACAGCAGACGAAGGCCGUGAAGGUGACGAUGAGUUGUCGGAAAAUGACGAUGCUAGAAGUGUAUGUGGAAUGCCUUGUGCGAUCCCUUGGUGGGAAGAGGGUGAAAUGACUGAGGCCACUCAUCGACCGGAGUUUGACUCAAAAUUCAACCAGAUACUGGAAGGAAUCAAAUCUGUCACGAGUAGCGACUCAGUUAACGCUUUCUUGCAGUCAUCGGCCACAUUGUUUCACCCUGGGGUUUGUAAAAGAACUUUGCCGACCGCCAUCGAAGCAGACUCCCGUGACAACUCCUCGGAAUCUUACGAACACUUGACGUCCCCGGAUGGUAGCUCGAAAAGUAAACGGAGUCGCUACUCGGUUGUGGGAACUACUUCGACCAGACAGCGUUAUGCAAAGUUUCAUCAUUCGGGCAAGCACAAGAAAAAACGAAGACGAAGUUACUCGGGUGAAGUUAAAACGCGGCAUAGUGGCAUUCGCUCGGCGAAUUUUAGGGAACGUUCACAGCCAAUAGAAAGAGUUCCAGAAAGCAGUAUUGGCCAUAAGAUGUUAUUAAACAUGGGCUGGAAUCCUGGCAAUGGGCUAGGAAAUAUGGGAACUGGAAUUGCAGAACCAGUGGUGCUAAAAUCGCAGACUAAUAAGAAGGGAUUCGGUUUCGUAGCUGCCAAAUAAUGUUGAAAUUAGCUUCGUUAGAUUUAAACUUGUUCUAUGAUAAUGCAGAAAUUGUGAAAGCUUUGUUUUUGUUAAUUUAAUGUAACGAGAAUAGAGAUGCGAUUUGACCUUGAUUUCUUAAAGAAAUAAUAGACUACAUUUAA